CUGGCCUGGCCCAGUAGAAUGAGUGCUCGUCGCGGUGGCUCCAGUAUCGCCUCCUGCCGCCUGCUGCAAUGCGUCUUAAUCCUGUGCGCGGUGUCAUAUUUGGAGGCACGCGAAGAAGGCGAUGCAUGUAUGGUGAAAGAGAAUCUGCCGGGAGUUUGUCAGGCCUCAUCCAAGUGCGAGCCGCGAAUUGACAAAUAUAUCAAAACGGGCAAGUUGACCGUCGACAAGGUGCCCAGCUGCGGCCUGGGCCCGUACGAGGAGAUCGUCUGCUGUCCGACUACCGACUGCUGCGAGGAGGAUAAGGGCCCAAGCCAGGUCCCAGACACCACAACCACAACUAGCUCAACAACAUCCACCACAAGAGCCCCGCUGCCCACGACGAGAGCUUCGAUGUCAAAGCUAGACGAGGAGUCGCCCUAUUUUGACUUUCAGCAGCUGAUCAAUAACAAGCCAAAUACACAGCUACAGCCAGAGCCACAGCCAAAUACACAGCCACAGCCUCCGGAUGGAUUUCCACCUCAAACUCCAUUCCAGAGGCAGCUCAAGCCCCUAAACCCAUUGGGGCCCAAUGUGCCAGUGAUAACCCAUGAUGCCAUGCGAGAACAGCCAAGAUUCCAGCCCAGUCAGCAGCCCAUUGGGCAGGAGGGCAGGGGCCAGUUUCAGGAUGUGGGACCCUGGGGUCAGGCGCCUGCCAUGGGAAGGGAGCCAAAGAUCAUUAACAGGCCGCUGUCGUGGGGGCCGCAGCAGAGACCAGGCCGAAGACCAGUCCCAGUCCGAGCCCCAUCACCAGACCCGCGACCAAUGCCAGCUGCUCAGCCUCAUGACCUAAUACAGCUGGUCAAUCAACGGCUACGUCAGCAGGGCAUGGACAUUGUGCCCGCCAAUCAGGUGGUCACAUUUGAGUUGCCCAGGGAGCCGAUGACGAUGUCGAUGACGAUGCCGCCGACGACAACGACGACCACGACGACCACGACGUCCACCGCGCGUCCAGCUGUUGUAACAGUCCCCAAUGUGGAUUUAGAUCCCUGGGCACCAUUCCGCUUUCGGGAAAGACCCCUCGAUGAGAUCGAGACGAAUGAGCUGGGCAACGGCGAUGCUGCACCAUUUGGGCCGGAGACCACAACGAUACGAACUAUUCAAGCCACGCCCACCACUCGAGUAGAUGUAUCCGAGCAGGAGCGACCAGCUGUGCGAGCUUGUCGCUUGUUUGAGGACCUCCAGAAGGAGCGCCAAAGGGAGGGCCAAAAGGAGGCCUUAACGCUCCAUAUACUGGACGGUAUUCCGGUGGAGCCUGGUGUAUAUCCGCACAUGGCGGCAAUUGCGUUUAGUAACUUUGGCACCUUUGUCUAUCGUUGCGGCGGUUCGCUGAUCUCAAAUCGCCAUAUCCUGACGGCAGCCCAUUGCUUCAAUGAGGAUCUGCCCGUUCAUGCUCGCCUGGGAACGGUGAAUAUCGAACAAUUGGGCGAUUUUUACCAGGACAUUGCCAUAAAGGAAAACAUUGCCAUACAUCCGGAAUAUGUGAGCACCAGCAAGUACAAUGAUAUUGCCAUACUUGAGCUGGUCGAGGAGCCCAGGCUGAGUCUAUACAUAUCCCCGGCGUGCCUGGAAACGAAUCUCUUUGAUCCGCCAGAAACUGCACAGCUCUUUGUAGCCGGCUGGGGCACCAUGAAUCAGACCACACGACGCACAUCGAAAAUAUUGCUGCGUGCACCCCUCAAUACUGUUCCAUUGGAUCAGUGCAAUGUCAGCUUUGCCCAGCAGCCGAAUACGAAACGCUUCCUAAAGGAGGGCGUCAUUGGGUCGCUGUUUUGUGCGGCGGACAGGAAAUUCAAGAAGGCGGAUGCCUGCCAGGGUGACUCCGGUGGUCCGCUGAUCCUCGAACGGGAUAUUGUGAACAACAAGUAUAGCAUUGUGGGCAUCAUAUCAUCUGGCUUUGGCUGUGCAACCAAAACCCCGGGCCUGUAUACACGGGUCGCCUCCUAUUUGGGAUUCAUCGAGCAGGUCGUGUGGCCAAAUAAUGUUGUUUAACUAAUCACCGAUAUUAAAGGAUCUUCAAUGUAUAGCACUAAAUUCUAAGCAAGUCGAUUUUAAAUACAAAGCUCAACCGGUUUUACUCUAAUACCUUAA
Molecule: messenger RNA, 2127 nt
Organism: Drosophila montana
Lineage: Eukaryota; Metazoa; Arthropoda; Insecta; Diptera; Drosophilidae
Product: serine protease persephone-like
Exons: 7
Coding region: 19-2028 (669 amino acids)
Biological process (GO): proteolysis
Molecular function (GO): serine-type endopeptidase activity
Source: RefSeq, a predicted model, not a curated record